This is a messenger RNA of Didymodactylos carnosus, 1586 nucleotides long. Lineage: Eukaryota; Metazoa; Rotifera; Eurotatoria; Philodinida; Philodinidae. The record is from the annotation of a GenBank genome assembly.
CCGAUAUAAUGGAUCGCUUUUAUAUCUCAAUUUCUGCUACUUGCAAAUGAUUUGAAAACUUCAUUCCACACUUAAAAGAUAUGGCAUUUUGUCUAGCUCUCAGUGAUAUAUGUGACUUAAAAUAAAUCCUUACGUUCUUUUUAAACUUUAAAAUAGUAAACUCCAUCAAAAACAAUCACUAUAGCCUGAAAAGUAGUAAGUUUUAGAAGCAUAUAGUCAUAAAAAUAAUCACAUGAAUACUAAAAGAUUCAGUUUUCAUACCACUACAAAAUCCUAUAAGAUAGAAUAAAUAAUACGUGUACUUUUGUGACGAAAGAAAACAACUUUAGUUUUUGUUUCCAAACGAGAUCAUUCAUAGUAGGAAUUUCCGUUCUAAGGAAAAUAAGGCCUCACAGUAAUCGUUUCUGGAGGAGUUUACUAUUUUAAAGUUUAAAAAGAAUGCAAGGAUUUAUUUUAAGUCGCACAUAUCACUAAGAGCUAGACAAAAUGUCAUAUCUUUUAAGUGUGGAAUGAGGUUUUCAAAUCAUUUGCUAGUAGCAGAAAAUGAGAUCACAACUGACCCAUUACACUGUAUACACCUGUUAUAAAGCGUUGCCUAUACGAAACAAACAAAUGUAUCAUAAUUUUUUGUUUCGCAUCUCCACUCGUUGGUCUUGAACUGAAAUUUUGAAUUGAAAAAUUUUUGGAUAAUGGCAUUGUUUCUUUAUUUAGGAGAUAAAGAACAGAUACGUCAAAUGUUUCAAAUGGCAUGGACAUUUGUAAAUGACAGUUAUUGUACGACACUGUGUUUACAAUGGGAACCAGAAAUAAUCGCUAUUGCUGUCAUGUAUUUAGCAUGUAAAUUAUCAAAAUUUGAAAUAACAGAUUGGGCAAAUAAAAAAGAAAACACUAAACAAAAAUGGUGGGAACAAUUUGUUGAAGGUUUGACAAAAGAUAUUAUUGAAGAUAUUUGUCAUCAACAUUUAGAUUUAUAUUCUAAAAAUAAUACAUCAACGUUUGGCGCUAUCGGCAUUAGUGGAGGAAAUUCUCAAUCAUCGUCAGCAAAUGUACCACCACUCUCGAAUACCAAUACAUGGACAAUAAAUCAAGGAAAUUCAAAUAUCAUAUCACCGGUUAUUGGUGAAGCGACGCCAAAUACUCCAGUUAAGCGACCUAUUCGAUCUGAUGAUGAUUCAUACAGAAAUAUUCGUUCACAUACUUCUGCUGAACAAGCAUCAUCAAGAACGCCGACAAUCACCACUGAUGGACGUUCCUCUGUAAAAAAUGAGCAUGAUUUAGCUACCGCACAUAUCAAACAGCCAAUGCCCUCGUCUUUAACUAGUCAUCCAGAUGACUCAUCAAGACGCACUUUAGCAGCACCAUCUAUGAUGAUGAAUGCAAUACCUACACAACAACAGACUACUCAGCAAAACCAAGUUUCUCCAAGUAUCUGGAUGAAUAUGCGACCUCCAGCUGUUCCCCCGUCAUUAUUAUCAAUGCCAAAUCCAUUUAUGCCCACUCAUUUUCCACCGUUCCCACCACCACCGCCUUUGCCCUUGCCUCCUGUUCCUAGCUUUGAAACACCGAAAUAUCAUCAAUCAAAAUAA